Molecule: messenger RNA, 506 nt
Organism: Raphanus sativus (radish)
Lineage: Eukaryota; Viridiplantae; Streptophyta; Magnoliopsida; Brassicales; Brassicaceae
Product: phytosulfokines 1-like
Exons: 2
Coding region: 48-323 (91 amino acids)
Biological process (GO): cell population proliferation
Cellular component (GO): extracellular region
Molecular function (GO): growth factor activity
Source: RefSeq, a predicted model, not a curated record
AACUCUUCAUAUCUUUUAGAGAGGAGAGGGAGAGAGAGAGAGAGAAAAUGAUGAAGAAUCAAAGUAAAGCGUUGGUCAUCUUCUUCACUUUAGUUCUGCUUCUAAGCAUGGCUUCAAGUGUUAUUCUAGGGGCAGAUGGUCAUGCUCCUCCUAAACUGUCUCCCUCCUCUUCCACUCAAGAGAAAGAAAGAAAUAAAGAAGGUGAUGGAGAUGGAGUAGAUCAGUGCAAGAGUUCGGACAGUAAAGAAGAAUGUCUUGUUAAGAGAACCUUAGCUGCUCACACCGAUUACAUCUAUACACAAGACUUAAAGUCAUCUCCUUAAAACAAGAACAUAACUCUUUUCCUUUAAACAGUAGAAGCUAUGAUCAGAGUCUCCUUUACCAUGUGCUCACGACUUUAUGUUCUUUGUUAUUUUAUUCUAAUCUUCGUUUGAUUUCUGUGAAUGUUAACUUGUAUUUAUCCUGCAACAUCAACUUUAUUUAUUUGUCGUUAGACAAAACAUCAA